Molecule: messenger RNA, 6303 nt
Organism: Haliotis rufescens (red abalone)
Lineage: Eukaryota; Metazoa; Mollusca; Gastropoda; Lepetellida; Haliotidae
Product: sodium-dependent dopamine transporter-like
Exons: 15
Coding region: 1265-3409 (714 amino acids)
Biological process (GO): sodium ion transmembrane transport; dopamine uptake involved in synaptic transmission
Cellular component (GO): neuronal cell body membrane; presynaptic membrane; neuron projection
Molecular function (GO): dopamine:sodium symporter activity
Source: RefSeq, a predicted model, not a curated record
GAUAUGUUGAAGAGACAACCUUCAGUGUAAAACAUUAAAGCACUCCGGCCGAGUCAUGAUCACGUAAUUUGAUUGAGAAGCCAUCAGAAGUCCACAUUGCUCCAUCAUUAUUGAUGGAGAUAAUCAAAUUAGAUACACUGUUUAUAUUUGUAACUGGUCCUAGCCUUGAAGCUGUGUUGGAAAAGAGAAAAGGGAAAUCCUAUAGAGACUCCGCGUGUUGUCAAAGAUGACUCUCGGGUGAAAGUGAAGACAACCCGUGGAUAAAAGUGAAGACGACCCGUGGAUAAUAGUGAAGACGACUCCGUGGAUAAUAGUGAAGACAACCCGUGGAUAAAAGUGAAGACAACCCGUGGAUAAAAGUGAAGACGACUCCGUGGAUAAAAUUUAAGACGACCCGUGGAUAAAAGUUAAGACGACCCGUGGAUAAAAGUGAAGACAACCCGUGAAUAAUAGUGAAGCGACCCGUGGAUAAAAGUGAAAACGACCCGUGGAUAAAAGUGAAAACAACCCGUGGAUAAUAGUGAAAACAACCCGUGGAUAAUAGUGAAAACAACCCGUGGAUAAAAGUGUAGACAACCCGUGGAUAAUAGUGAAAACAACCCGUGGAUAAUAGUGAAAACAACCCGUGGAUAAAAGUGAAGACAGCCCGUGGAUAAUAGUGAAAACAACCCGUGGAUAAUAGUGAAAACAACCCGUGGAUAAAAGUGUAGACAACCCGUGGAUAAAAGUGGAUAGAUUUUGGCAUACGCAAUAUACUAUGACCAACGAGGAUUGUGGGUAAAAUGCCUUCUCCGGAAAUAUAAGCGCUUUGUUUCAAAGAACACGGACACAUUGUAGUUAUUAAUUCCAUGAAUACUGCAUGUGUAUCUGCACUUUGGAGUAUUAACAACGUGUACGCCCGCGGGUUUCCCCUCAUUGCGUUAUCUGCUGCAAAGCGUGUAUCUGCAUUGGGAACGCAUAAGGAUGGACUGAACUGAAACAAUAGAUGUCAUUAUUCAGACCGUCUUGAAAACCGUUAAAGUGAGAGUUGAUGUAUCUUUGCCUCAGGCAGAAACUGGCUUCGAGGAAUUACCCUGAAAGUGCCUCAGCGUUUGGUUGGCAUUAUCUCAGAUUGUGCCUUGAAAUAUAUACGUUCGGAUACAUGUGCUAAAAUUAUAGUGAUAUUUUUGAAGAUACCUCAAGUUAUAAUUCAAAGAAUACGUCAGAAAACUUUGUGGACUUUGACAACUUCAUCCAUCCUAUUUUGCUGGCAUAGUAUUGCCCGAUGAUGGCCGUAGAGAAAGGCGGGAGGAGGGAGAGCGUGAGACGGGUGUCCGGCUGGUCAGCGUCCAUUGUCUUCAUGGCCAUGGAGGUGAAGAUCAUGCUGGACCUGGCCGAGAUGCUGUCGCUCCGGGACUCCCUCCACAAACCGCAGAAGGACGAGGGAGGUCUUGACAUCCGGGAACUGAGUCCACAAGACGAGGAGGACAGUAUGCAAAACACACCCAACGAUACAUCAGUAGCGGUUCCCGCCGGACCCCCUCUGGAGGGGAAGGAUAUGGACCAGUAUGAGGGGGCACACAGCCCAGAGGAGGGGCACGACCCCACCCUACCCACGUACAAGGAGGCGGUGGGGGACGAUAUUCCACCCCCGGAGAAGUCGUUGCAACCGGAUGGUGACAAAAAGAUUGAGUAUGACCCUGAGAGCGGUGAGCCUCGGGAAACUUGGGGCAAAAAGAUGGAUUUUCUGUUGUCCAUUAUUGGCUAUGCUGUUGACUUGGCCAAUGUUUGGAGGUUUCCUUACCUGUGCUAUAAAAACGGAGGGGGAGCGUUCCUGGCCCCUUAUUUCUCUGUCCUGCUUCUGGGAGCUAUGCCGGUGUUCCUGAUGGAGAUGUGUAUGGGCCAGUUCAACAGACAGGGGCCUAUCACAGUGUGGAAGAUAUCGCCCAUGUUUAAAGGUAUAGGGUUUGCCUCCUGCUUCAUGGCUUACAUCGUUGCCUUCUACUACAACAUCAUCAUCGGCUGGAGCUUCUUCUACCUGUUCUCCUCCUUCACGUGGACGUUGCCCUGGACGACCUGCAACAACGACUGGAACAGCCCCGACUGUUGGGAGGUGGAGUGGUCCAAUAACGAAACCCACAACAAUAGGUCCUACAACGACAACACGUCCGUCUCCUCUACCAUGGAGUUCUUUGAACGGGGUGUCCUGAAUCUCCACAAGAGUUCUGGUAUAGAUGACCUUGGUCCGGUGAGAUGGCAGCUGGCACUGUGCACUCUGCUGACCUUCACCCUCCUGUACUUCUGCCUGUGGAAGGGGGUGAAGAGCACAGGCAAGGUGGUAUGGGUGACGGCAACCAUGCCCUAUAUAAUCAUGGCCAUCCUGCUAGUCAGAGGCUCCCUCCUCCCUGGAGCCAAGGAGGGCAUCACCUACUUCAUCACCCCCAACCUCAGUCGACUUGGGGACCCACAGGUGUGGAUCGACGCUGCAGUGCAGAUAUUUUUCUCCGUGGGAGCAGGAUUUGGCACACACAUCGCCUACUCAAGUUACAACAAGUUCAACAACAACUGCUAUCGCGACUGCCUCAUCACCGUGGCCGUCAACAGCUUCACCAGCCUUUUCUCCGGCUUCGUCAUCUUCUCCUACCUCGGCUACAUGUCCCUGAGGACACAGAAGGACAUCUCCGAGGUGGCGACUGAAGGUCCUGGCCUCGUGUUCAUCGUGUACCCAGAGGCCAUAGCGACACUGACCGGGUCCACGGGAUGGGCCAUCAUCUUCUUCUUCAUGCUGCUGACCCUGGGCGUGGACAGCGCGUUUGGGGGUCUCGAGUCUCCCCUGACGGGGCUGAGGGACGAGUUGCGUCAUCUGAUCAAGUACAAGUACUUCCGGGAACUGUUGACCCUGGGGGUGGUGGGGUCAGCCUUCAUGUUCGCACUACCCUGCCUAACAGAGGGAGGAAUGUACGUGUUCACGAUGCUGGAUCGUUUUGCGGCCGGGACUUCUAUUGUGUUCACAGUGUUGUGCCAGGUGAUAGCUGUCUCUUGGUUCUACGGCAUGAAGCAAUUCUGUGACGACAUAGAGGCCAUGACGGGGAGCAGACCAAACCUGUACUGGAGGAUCUGCUGGAAGUUCAUCAGCCCAGCUCUACUCCUUAUAAUAGUGAUAUCGAGUUUCGCUUCCUAUACCCCAUUGGAGUACAUGACUGCCACCGGGCGCUAUGUGUACCCGGAAUACGCUAACGUCAUCGGGUGGAUGAUAGCCCUGUCCUCAAUGUGUAUGAUACCCGGCUAUGCUAUCUAUAAGCUAGCCAUAACCAAGGGAACACUAAAGGAGCGAUUUGCCUUGUGUAUAUCGCCUGAAAGCGAACAUGAACAAAUACGUCAGAAAAAGCAAGUGAAGCGGUUCCAGAGGGAACACUGGCUGUCAGUAUGAAGACCAGAGACGCCAUUCGAGACGGCAUUCUUCAGGAGGGACCACGUGACGGCGAUAGUAACUAAAGACGUCUACCUGCCCAUGGUUGGAGACAAGUAUAGUGUGGCUCAUGAACAGAGGUCAUUUAGCUAGGGAAGUUUAAAAAAACAAGGAGUUGUUGCGUGAUGGGCGACGGACCAUGAGUACAAGUCUCAUUUGUGCAACUAGGGAAGUGACUGGCCAAAUGUGGACUACAACGAUGGACUAGAUUCCUAGAUGAAUAUUGAUAUUUGAAUAUAGUCUAGCAUACACGUAUAGGGCGGUAGGCUGUGAGGUAGAGUAUGUCGCAAUCUGUUGAAUACAUUUAGAAGUAACGAUGAAACUACACAUCAUAUAUUGUGACGUAUUUCCCCUCCUUCGAACCGUUUACAGCCAUUUGGCUCGCCUCGGUCCCGGUUAUCUAUGCGAGGAAUUCAUAUUGUAACUGGAUUUACUAGUUUCACUCGUUCGCGUGAUUAAAAAAGUACACAAUCUGUUGGCAGUUGUCACCUUCAUAUAGACAUGCUGCUCGGUGUGAAACUUAUUAACAUUAAAAGCUCUGGGGUAAUACCAACUAUAAAGUUGGUUUACGGUUUGUGCUGAAAUAAUGCAAUAUCACUUCGCCGUUGCUGUUAUUAUUUAGGAAACGGAAUAAACCGAGUGGAUCAGAAAAUAAGGAAUAUCUGUUCGGAAACAUAAAGCAUAAAACAUGGAACACCAUAAAGCAGUGAAACACAGAGAAUGCCUAGCAACGUAAACAUUCGAUAUUUACGCAUAGUCCUGGGUUUCUAAAGCUUAUAUUUACCACGGAGUUGGUGUUCUCUGGGAUUGUGAUUUAGGUAGCUGAAUAAUGUUCCUACAUCCCAUGCCAACAGCGCCAGUACCACCACAGUGAUGUGAUGUCUUAAUGUGGAUUGAGUGUAGAUAUUGAUAUGAUGUAUAUGUAAACGGGUGGGGAGUAUCUCAGUGGAUUAGCCUUACUUCAGAGGUAAAUACAACAAGUGGAGCUCUUAAAUAUAUAGAAGUUAGAGAGUUAACUUAAGAAUCACCGCGAUUUGUAUAAGGUGAUGGUAUCGUGAGUUAAUUUUAGAAUCACCGCGGGUUUAUAUGAUAACAUUAUUAAUAACAUAUAUAUGUAAUCUAUGAACUGGGUAUAUGAUUAACAAAAGUAUGCAUUGAUUCGAAAUAACGAGUCUGGCCAAAUGAGUUGAUUCUUGCAGGGUUCCCAUUGUUCUUUUAAGGUACUGGUACUAACGGUUAUACAGAACCUUUUUUUGGUAAAAAGUACUUACAUUGUGAUAUUGUUAUACAUCGUUUCAAAGAAAGUGUUGUGAACAAUGUGUUUAAGUAGACAACAGUCUAGAUUUGGAUACCUUUCAUAAUAAUAUGUAUGUUUGUAAUUUUCAUACAUUUGACCAAAAUGUUAACACUUGAUGAUGUUUUCAUACGAAUACUGUAGUUUACGUCCGGUUGAGCGUCUUGUGUCCCGGGAUUUAUGAUGUGCGCAUAUUAUACAUAUACACCUGGAAAACGCUUAUUUAAUAUCCAUUUAAAAUAGAAGUAUAUUUAGAACCUAUCCUGCGUUAAUUUUCUGACUAAAGUGGCAUACUCGUAUUGAAAUAUAGAAACCGAAAUAUCUUAUAUGAUGAUAUGUUUUCUGACUGUUCAAUGGCAAUAAUUAUAUUUGACUGUUCUUUCAGAUGUUAUCUCAUUGAAAUCAGACGAUAGUAUUCGCUACCGCUACAGCAAAGAUCUGAGGACAUCCCAUUACUGGUCACGCCAGAACGACCUUUCGCGAACUGUGACCGACCGAUGACCGACCAAUGAAGUGACUAACGAGAUGAUCAAAAUUAGCCAAUAAGAAAGCAGCUUUACGGCACUAGUUUCAAAAUGGUGGUUUCCAUUUCAGAUUAGGCUUGAAAAAAUAUUUGACAAAGUUCUCGAUUCAAAAUUUGAAAACUGAACAAAAGGACAUUCUGGAAUGUCUUAUACAAUCUAUCAGUACUUCCCACGGGCUAUGAAAAUUCUUUUUUUUUUUAAUGUUUAUCCCAUUGAAGCGAAAGACAGACGGUGUCAUGCAUUCGGAAUCAGUCUUUUAGCCCGAAACUCUCGUUCGGAAUACCUCAUGUUAAUCUUUUCGAGGUUGCAUGAUUAAAAGAAAUACAUUUCGACGGCCACAUUCCUGAUCUGGUAAGCGACGCUCUGAUUGGUCGGAUGAACGGUCGUUCUGAUUUCCUCAGAUCUUUGUUUAGCCAUAGCAUAGGCCUAAAUAACUUUAGGUCCAGGGUCAUAGCGGGAACUAAGAUCUGAUUUUAAUUAGAUCGUUUCAAGUGCUCAUCCUCUGCUUCUUUGCAUCAUUUAUGACCCAGUGAUCGCGGCAAUCAAGGGCAAUGUUCUUGUUCCAGCUUUAUAGUAGAUAUCGGCGGUUUCGACAGUUCAAUGUCAGAUGUUGGUAUAUCUAACAUACAUCGAAGUUCGGGAUAUAUGAAAAUGAAAGAUGGAGCUUUUGUUCAGGUGUAAAUAAUAGUUGACGUAGAGUACAAUUUAGUAAGUGUUGUAUAAUAUGCAAUGUAUUCUUGUUGUUGCAGUUUAGUCUAUUGACAAAUCUAUACAUUUUUUUCCUUUUAGAAAACGUACCGUUGUUAAGGAAGAGGGCGACAUUGUUAGGACAUGUUUCUUUUCAGGAAGGUUCAGUCAGUCAUCAGCUGGAGAUUGUGAAAUGUUCUUCCAGAAUUCGUCGAAACUGCCUGUAUAUUUUAGGAUAGAAUAAUAAUGCCCCUGGUCAUCUUUUUGGGAGAGAUGGUUGUAUUGGUACAAUGUAACGUGUGGGUAUUUUGUAUAGUAGUUAGAAAUAAAUACGAAAGUAGUAAAAUUUG